CUUCUUUGCCUAGCCUUGCCUUGCCUAGCCUCUUUCUCCAAGCCCUCCCUUGAUUAGGGCAACGCACCCUGCCACUUCCGCGGCUUCUACCCUCCUCUUUCCGUUGCUUCUGCUGCUCCCUCCUCUCCUCUCGCGGGGAAGAAUAAUAAGAUUAUAGAAAGGAAAAGGGGAGAGCGAGGAAGGAAGUUGACGGUGGUGGCAAAAUCAUAAUGGCGGGUAGCGCAGCAGGAGCAGGAGGGAGCUCCGUGGGCCGGACGAGCGUGCGGGUGGUGGUAAUGGGGGAGACGGGCACGGGCAAGUCCAGCCUCAUCGUUGCCGUCGCCACCGAAUCCUUCCCGGAGAACGUCCCUCAUGUCAUACCUCCCACCCGCCUCCCUGCUGACUACUACCCCGAUCGCGUCCCCCUCACCAUCAUCGACACCUCCUCCAGGCCCGAGAAUAAGGCGAAGCUGAUUGCCGAGUGCAAGUCUGCGGAUGCCAUUGUCUUGACGUACGCUUGUGACCGCCCCUCCACCCUUGACCGCCUCAGCACCUAUUGGCUCCCUGAGCUACGCCGAUUGGAGGCGAAGGUGCCGGUCAUCGUAGUGGGGUGCAAGCUGGAUCUGCGGGAUGAGCAGCAGGUGAGCCUGGAGCAGGUGAUGUCGCCCAUCAUGCAGCAGUAUCGGGAGAUCGAGACUUGCAUCGAAUGUUCUGCCCUCAGGCAGAUUCAGGUCCAAGAAGUAUUUUAUUAUGCCCAGAAAGCAGUGCUUCAUCCAACAGCCCCACUGUUUGAUCAGGAGACACAAUCGUUGAAGCCUCAUUGUGUAAGGGCUUUGAAAAGGAUAUUCAUCCUGUGCGAUCAUGAUAGAGAUGGUGCUCUCAGUGAUUCUGAGUUGAAUGACUUCCAGGUUAGAUGUUUUAAUGCUCCUCUCCAGCAUACUGAAAUUGCGGGUGUCAAGAAGGUUGUUCAAGAAAAGUUGCCUGAAGGUGUUAAUGAUUUUGGGCUUACAUUAACUGGCUUUCUUUUUCUACAUGCUCUUUUCAUAGAAAAAGGUCGUCUAGAAACGACCUGGACAGUGUUGAGGAAAUUUGGUUAUGAUAAUGAUAUUAAACUCCGAGAUGAUCUUCUUCCAACAAUAUUCAAGCGUGCAUCAGAUCAGACUGUAGAGCUGACAAAUGAAGCUGUGGACUUUUUGAAGGGAGUCUUCCUCACGUUUGACAUCGAUAGUGAUGGAGCUCUGCGGCCUGCUGAACUGGAUGAUCUUUUUUCAACUGCUCCAGAAAGCCCUUGGUCUGAAGCUCCUUACAAAGAUGCUACAGAGAAGAAUGUUUUAGGAGGAUUGUCACUUGAAGGAUUUCUUUCGGAGUGGGCUCUCAUGACACUUAAAGAUCCAGCAGCUAGUCUGGCUAACCUUAUAUACAUUGGAUACACUGGUGAUCCUGCUUCAGCAUUUCAGAUAACAAGAAAAAGGAGGUUAGAUCGCAAAAAGCAGCAAACCCAAAGAAAUGUUUUUCAGUGUUUUGUCUUUGGUUCUAGAAAUGCCGGGAAGACCACAUUGUUAAAUUCAUUUAUUGGAAGAACAUUUUCGGAGAAAUAUAAUCCCACAACAUCUGAUCGGUUUGCUGCAAAUGUUGUGGGACUCCAUAAUGGUGAUAAAAAGAUACUUGUAAUGCGAGAAAUAGCAGAAAUAAAAGUCAAGAACCUGCUUUCUAGUAAGGAGUCUUUAGCGGCAUGUGACAUAGCUGUAUUUGUUCAUGACAGUUCUGAUGAAGAAUCAUGGAAGAGGACAAAGGAGUUGCUUGUGCAAGUUGCUUCUCAUGGGGAAAACACUGGCUUUGAAGUUCCAUGCCUUAUUAUUUCUGCUAAGGAUGACCUUGACCCAUAUCCCUUGGCUGUACAAGAUUCAACAAGGGUAAGCCAGGAUAUGGGGAUUGAGACACCUAUACCCAUCAGCAUGAAGUUAAGAGAUCACAAUGAUGUAUUUCGUCGGAUAGUCAGUGCUGCACAACAACCCCAUCUCAGCAUUCCCGAAACAGAAGCUGGCAAAAGCCGCAAGCAAUACCAACGUCUUCUUAAUCGUUCUCUUACGUUUGUCUCAGUUGGAGCUGCUGUAGCAGUUGUAGGAUUGGGUGCUUACCGAAUUUAUGCAGCGAGAAAAAACUCACCGGGGUGAGGUUGUCUGUUAUUGUUUCAAUAAACCUGGAAAUAAGGCUAUCUUCUGGAGCUUUUAUCGUCAUCCUUUCGGUCCAGUUGUACAGAUACAUUGCUAGUAAUGGUGACCUUGGCAAAAAGUAGUGAUUAUGAUGCUGCUGAUAGUUUUCUGAGUUUUGUGCCUUCGGGUUUUUUCUUUGUUCUGCUUGACAUAAUCACCUGGAGGAGUAAUCAUCCUUCCUCAAUUUGAGGAAUUCGUGUUACCCAAACCCCACCCAAGGGUUCAUCCCUUUAUUAUUACUCUCAUUAUCAUGUAUUUGUCAGCUGUGAUGAAAGCCGACAUAAAAAAUUUGAGAUGUUUAUGAGGAGAGGGUUCUUCCCUUUAUAUGUUACUUUCUAAAUAGUGUAAUCCUCCCAGGUACUGAAUUAUCUUCUUUUAUUUAGUUGAAUGGUAUCAUGAAUUGGAAAGAAGGAAUGGGAUUUUAAAGAUUUCUA
Messenger RNA from Musa acuminata subsp. malaccensis (wild Malaysian banana), 2626 nucleotides. Its product is annotated as mitochondrial Rho GTPase 1. NCBI's taxonomy places the organism in Eukaryota, Viridiplantae, Streptophyta, Magnoliopsida, Zingiberales, Musaceae. Gene Ontology annotation, molecular function: GTP binding; GTPase activity; calcium ion binding. Gene Ontology annotation, biological process: mitochondrion organization. The record is from RefSeq and is a predicted model, not a curated record. Gene Ontology annotation, cellular component: mitochondrial outer membrane.